This is a messenger RNA of Mytilus trossulus (common blue mussel), 475 nucleotides long. Its product is annotated as NADH dehydrogenase [ubiquinone] 1 alpha subcomplex subunit 5-like. Gene Ontology annotation, biological process: respiratory electron transport chain. The transcript is spliced from 5 exons. The record is from RefSeq and is a predicted model, not a curated record. Bases 25 to 414 code for a protein of 129 amino acids. Lineage: Eukaryota; Metazoa; Mollusca; Bivalvia; Mytilida; Mytilidae.
GCGGGAAACCGGUAAUAAGGGAAAAUGCCAAGAUGUUCCGAAAUAUAUAAACUUCCGGUAGAAAUGGCUGGCUAUCUGAAAAAAAGUACUGGAUUAACAGGACUAUUAGUGGAUCCAACAUCAGCCAGAAAACUUGGGAUUCUCUAUAAGGACAUCUUGAAGAUAUGUGGUGCCAUGCCUCAAACUUAUUCCUACCGUCAGCACACAGAACAGCUAGUUAAAGACAGAUUGAAUAUUGUACAAUCAGAGUCUGACAUGAUGCAAGCAGAAAAUAAGAUAAAUGGAGGUCAGAUGGAAGAGUUAGUUUUACAGGCAGAAAGAGAACUUAGUUUAGCAAAGAAUAUGGUUGCCUGGAAAGCAUGGGAACCUCUAGUGGAAGAAGCUCCUAAAAAUCAAUGGAAAUGGCCAGUGUAAUAGACACAAACUUUAGUGUAUUUAUUGUUAUUUGUAUGGAAAAUAAAAGUGAUUAGAUUUA